UAAAUUUAAAAUGGCGACUUGCAGUCACUAAACAUGCAUUUAAAUUAUAAAGACUUUUUUAAUUGUCUAUUGAUAAUUUUAAAAUAAAUUAUUUAAUAAUUUACAGCAUAAUUUUAUUUAUAAUACUCAGUCAUAAUUUUUUUGGAGAUGAUAUGAUUGGAAAAACAUUUUAAAUAAUUGAACUGAAUCGUUGGUAUUAAUACUGAAUUUAUUUGUCAUAAAAAAGUAUCAGAAUGUGGAUCAGAACAAUACCAGUUAUAAAGUUGUUGUCAUCACCAAGUCUGAGGUUAAUUAAAAAUAAUAGAGUGUCUAGAAGUCCAGGACAACUGUCAGCAGUUAACAGAUUCAUCCAUACGACAGUAAACUGCGGCUCUAUCAAUGAAGAGGAACAGAAGGAUAAAAAAAUCGCACUGUUCGAUGCCGCGAGAGUCCAACAGAAAAAAGAAAAGUCAACAUUUUUAGCUGUUUUGCACGCGUACCAAACCGAGGGUGAGCGGAAAACUGGCCAUGUGCAGUUUGUGUACGCGGCAUUACGUUACAUGAAAGAAUUCGGAGUAGCUGAUGAUCUAGAAGUGUACAAGGCAGUGCUGAAUACUCUGCCGAAGGGUAGAUUUGUCGCAUCAAGUUUGUUUCAAGCUGAAAUGUUCCACUACCCGCGUGAGCAGCAGUGCGGUAUUGAUUUGUUGCAGCAGAUGGAGGACAAUGGUGUGAUACCUGAUCCAGAAACGGAGCUGAUGAUUUUAAAUAUAUAUGGUCAGCAUGGAUUCCCACUGAGAAAGCUCCGGAGAAUGGCCUACUGGCAGGGUAAAUUUAAAAAUUUAAACCCUUGGCCACAUCCCCGGCCACUUCCGUCAGAUAGAUUUCAACUAGCGAUGCUUGCUGUUAAAAAAAUAGCCAGUGUUGAUGUACAGAGUGUGAUCACAGUCUUUGAUACCAACGAAGUUGAUAAUUCAAUCGACAAAACUUGGAUUAUUUCUGCAUCUAGUCCAGAUCAGGAGCGACUGAUUUCCAAACAUCCUCAUGACAAACCUGCUUUUGUUGAAGGCCCCUUCAGAAUCUGGGUCUCAAAAGCGUCUGUUGAUUAUUUUUUACUCCACACUGAACCACCAAAACGACCUGAAGUAGAGGAAGUUGAUAACGACGAUGUUUCAAAUAUGGACAUAAAUUUAUGGAGAAGAUCAAAAAGAGCUUUAGCUCUACAUCGUUCUAUUCAUGAACAAGAUAAUCAAACGAUAUUCGGAGUCUGUGCCACAGGAACGUCUACGAAAGAUUCAUUACUGUCUUGGAUCCGUUGCUUACAGCCGAGAAACCCAGCCCUGGAAAAAAUUCCCAUACUAUUUAAAUUCACGAGCAUGGUUGAUGAUAAAGAUAAAAUCGAAGCUGGUCCAAAGACGGAGGAGAGCAAGAAAGAAGUCUCCGGUGAAAAUACUGAUAAAAUAGGAAGUUGAUGAGCUGUGUAAUUUUUUGUAAAUAAAUCUUUAGUACAAUAUAACUCUGUGUACUAA
Microplitis mediator is the source of this 1505-nucleotide messenger RNA. It is a transcript of the gene ECSIT, whose product is annotated as evolutionarily conserved signaling intermediate in Toll pathway, mitochondrial. The coding region runs from base 234 to 1448 and encodes 404 amino acids. The record is from RefSeq and is a predicted model, not a curated record. NCBI's taxonomy places the organism in Eukaryota, Metazoa, Arthropoda, Insecta, Hymenoptera, Braconidae. The transcript has 3 exons. Gene Ontology annotation, cellular component: mitochondrion. Gene Ontology annotation, molecular function: protein binding.